GUCAAGACCCACCUCCUCCAAGCCCAGACACUGUCAGCCAUGGCUGUGGGCCACCAGCACAACCACGAGUGGUUCGUGAAGGGCAGCUGGGCCGCGGUGCUGGCAGGGGGCAUGGUGAGCGGUGUGGCUGUGGCAGUGACGAUGACUCCUUUCGAUGUGAUCAGCACCCGUCUCUACAACCAGCCGGUGGAUGCUGAUGGCACGGGCAAGCUCUACCGGGGGUUUUUGGAUUGUAUCCUGCAAAUCUCCAGCAAAGAGGGGCUGCUGGGCUUGUACAAGGGCAUCGGCGCCGUCUACCUGCGCCUCGGCCCCCACACUGUCCUCAGCCUCUUCUUUUGGGACAAGCUCAGGAACAUGGUGCAGCACCAGCAGCGCCCGGGGCCGUAG
This is a messenger RNA of Acanthisitta chloris (rifleman), 387 nucleotides long. RefSeq names its product solute carrier family 25 member 35-like. The annotation marks the transcript as partial. The transcript has 3 exons. The record is from RefSeq and is a predicted model, not a curated record. Lineage: Eukaryota; Metazoa; Chordata; Aves; Passeriformes; Acanthisittidae.